This is a messenger RNA of Cyprinus carpio (common carp), 1859 nucleotides long. RefSeq names its product homeobox protein XENK-2-like. Gene Ontology annotation, cellular component: nucleus. Gene Ontology annotation, molecular function: DNA-binding transcription factor activity, RNA polymerase II-specific; RNA polymerase II cis-regulatory region sequence-specific DNA binding. NCBI's taxonomy places the organism in Eukaryota, Metazoa, Chordata, Actinopteri, Cypriniformes, Cyprinidae. The record is from RefSeq and is a predicted model, not a curated record. Gene Ontology annotation, biological process: regulation of transcription by RNA polymerase II; cell differentiation.
CAGUGUUCUAGUCUAGUGUAAUGUCAGAUAUAGCUGUAAGGAAACAUUCUUUCAAUUUCAAAAAGCAAUAAGGAUUUUGUGUGAUUUUACAGUACACAAAGGGCAAGCUCCUUUUCCAAUAGCCACGAAUAUAUACAUUUCAUUAAAGGUCCUGCUGGUCCCCAUUGAUUUGCUUAGUGUUUUUUUUUUCUCUCCAUACUAUGGAAGUCAAUUGGGACCAGCAACUGAAGGUGAACUAUCCCUUUAAUUACCAUGAAAUAACUAUCACCCCACUGUACCGAGAGAGUGCACAUUUAACCCGUGUUUGUGCAAUAACACCUGCAAUAAACGAGAAUGGGUUGAUAAACGACAAUACCCCAAUAAACGAAUUAGGUAAACAAACUCUGGGACGCUAAUGGACCACUUUGAAUGCAAAUAUCCGAUAUGUUAUUUGAGCGGGGGAAAAGAAGGGAGGGCUCUUGUUGUCACUUGCCACCCAAGACGUGAUUCAGCCUCAACAAUUACCAUUAUCUGUUUCCCACUUUUCACGAAUUCGGACGAAUCAGUAAUGAUGAAGAGUGUUACCCUCCAUCAUUGUGAAAGUGUAACGGGCUAUUCUUUGCCGAGUUCACACCUACCAUAACAGGGAUUUAAGUACACGAGUCAUUGAGGUACUUAGAACCCAUAAGGAGGAGAGGCCUCAAAGCAGCCACCAAGUGCUGUUUAUAUAAACACCGCGACAUCAGUGUACACAUUGUCACUUGGAUGCGCGUCUUGAGAACGCACGCAUCACUUCAGCACUGCGCGACCGAGGAUAGCUCUUCAAGAUCGAGAACCAGUCCUGGAACUAACAGCAAUCCAGCGCUACAGAUGGCUAUUUCUAACAAGUUCAGUUUCACCGUGAGAAGUAUUUUGGAUUUGCCAGAAAAUGACACUGAGAGCAUCGCGCACCAUUCUCCAGUGGACUCCUUCUCCGUUUCACCUUACUCGUCCUGGACUGAAAACGACAGAGAACAUAUAUACGAAAGCAACCUUGAGGAUUCACCAGACUCCACCGGGCCAGAUGUGCAUGAAAAGCGGAAGAAGCGUCGCGUGUUAUUCUCCAAGGCUCAGACGCAUGAACUGGAAAGACGCUUUCGCCAGCAGCGGUACCUGUCCAGUCCAGAACGAGAGCAGCUCGCGCACCUGCUACGCCUCACGCCCACGCAGGUGAAGAUCUGGUUUCAAAACCACAGAUACAAAAUGAAGAGAGCGCGGAUAGAGUGCGCUCAGGACCUCAAUCAGCUUCCAGUGCUGCGCAGAGUCGUGGUGCCCAUAUUGGUCCAAGAUGGCAAACCGUAUCCGAACUGUGCUAUUGAUGCAGAAAAAGGAAGCUACAUCGUUCCACCAACAGUACCACCCUCACCCUUCAGCGUUCAAGGUUUCCAGUCUUUACAGCAACAGACGCCAUUUGCGCUUUUACCCACAUACCAGCACUUUACCAACACAACGGCCUCCCGUCACCACUUUUGUGUUUGGUGAGACUCACUUAGGACCACUCGAACUAUUUUCGGGACUUACCCCACAGGACAGUGCAUGGAUUCCACUUGAUUCAAGUUGUUUUUAAUUACAUAAAGUGUUAGGUCUAUUAAAGUAGAAUCUCUCAGCGUUGAUUAGAUAAACAAUAAAUGCUGUUUGCACAUAUGUUCUAUUUAGUCUUUGUAAGAUUUUGUGUAUUAACUGAUGUUGUGCAUAAUUGCCUAUAGAUCGUGUGUUGUUGAACUGUUUGUAUUUGUUCUAAACCAAAAGAUUAUAUAUCAGUGAGAAAAAUGUUUUAUGUUUAAUAAUGUGAAUAUUGUAGUGUUAUAAUUUGAUGAAAUUUCAUCAUCUUAAAGUGUUAU